This is a messenger RNA of Exaiptasia diaphana, 6967 nucleotides long. RefSeq names its product triple functional domain protein. The transcript has 48 exons. The record is from RefSeq and is a predicted model, not a curated record. NCBI's taxonomy places the organism in Eukaryota, Metazoa, Cnidaria, Anthozoa, Actiniaria, Aiptasiidae. Gene Ontology annotation, molecular function: guanyl-nucleotide exchange factor activity; protein binding. The coding region runs from base 103 to 6876 and encodes 2257 amino acids. Gene Ontology annotation, cellular component: cytoplasm.
ACGUCACACCGGUCAGGAACUAUAACCAAGAUGGCUUCCCCAAGCCAGAACUGUCACAGAAAGGCAAACAGAAUCAAGCUAGCAAAACUAUAAGAAAACAUUAUGAAUACACCAGAAAGGUGGUCAACCGCCUCUUCUGAUAGUGAUCUUUCCUCGAUAUUUUUUACAGGUGAUAUACGACAUCGAGGACUUAGCGCGAAGGAUCUGCAAGAACUUCUUCUAAAACAGCUAGCGUAUCUAUCGGGAGGAGUUGAUCGCCGAGGAGGCCGAAUUAUAACCUUUCCCUCGCACUCAUUUGGGUUAGACAUUCUAGACGAAGAACAUAUCGCAAAAGUUCUGUGGUAUCUAGCUAAUAUCCCAAGUCAACAUGAAUGCAGUCUUGGGUUCACCAUUGUCCUUGACAUGCGAGGAUGUACUUGGUCAGCAGCCAAGCCAGUGCUAAGAUCACUACAGGAGUCAUUUCCUUGCAAGAUUCAUGCAGUACACAUUGUAAAGCCCGAAGGCUUCUGGGAGAGACACAAGACUACUUUUAAGACUUCUAAAUUGAAUUUUGAGACUAAUCUAUUGUCCAUUGAUGGCCUCUCCAARUUCAUUGAUSCAAGCCAAUUAACAGAUAAUUUGGGUGGCUCUCUCAGCUAUGACCAUUCCUCCUGGCUCAAUAUGCGUUUGGUAUUGGAAAAGUUCCUUUUUGAGGCCACGGCACUGCUUUCAAAGCUUGAAGAAAUCCAAGAUGGCCUUGCAAAAGAGGAAUUUUCAGACACAAUAGAUGGUUUAAAGGAUCAAGUCAAACAAAAUCACCAUCUUAAGAAAUGGAUAGUAAAAGCACCAGUSGAAGUGCUGCAAGAGGAGGGUGACAGAAUUCUGAAAAGUGUAAAAAAUCCCACCAAUGGACAUCUUGUUGAGGGAUUUACUAAUGAUGACUAUCAAAAAGCAGAACAACAAGUCAAAGAGUUGAUYGAAGGAUUGAUUUUUAAAAGGCAGAAGUUAAGGGAAUUAUGGAAUAUGAGAAAGCAUAAACUAGACCAGUGUCUACAAUAUCGAGUGUUUCAACAAGAUGCACACAAGAUGUUAAAUUGGAUCAAGGAAAACCGUCAGGAGUUUCUAUUGAAUUACACAGAAAUUGGCCAAGAUAGUGUCACUGCUGAGGAGCUUGAGGAGGAACACAGGAAUUUUGAAAGUAGCUGUAUGAAUGUUUAUGGUAAUAUUCAUCGAGUGCUGGAGAUAGCAGAUAAGCUAAGUGAGGUCGGUCAUUAUGAAGCGGAUCGAAUCGAAGUUUUAGCAGCAUCGGUGGAUUCUGAGUGGAAGUCUUUUGACAUGGAUGUGAAUCAGAGGAGCUCGUUGYUGUCAUGUUCAGUUGCUUACCAUCAUCACAGCGAGGAGUUCCUUCGAAAUGUUAAAAUAUGGAAAAGUUAUUUAGAAAACCCAAAGCUUGGUCACGACAAGAAUGUAAAUAAAGUGGAGCAAACUUUAGAAGAACUUGAUAAAAUGCGACAAGACAUCGAAGAUAGCUUUCAUACGGUCAGCAUGGACAGUAAAGCACUGUUAGGAGAACUUCAAAAACCUACAAUGGCUUAUGACGAUCAAUUUCUAAAAUCUCCUGAAUACUCAGAGGCAUCUUCUCAUGUUAUGGAUAUUUAUUUAGAAGUUCACGAACAUCAUCGACAAUUAGGAAUUUUAUGGGAAAAACAAAGAACUCGUGUACGGGAUCAUUUACAUUUGUGUAUGUUUGACCAGGACAGCAGUCAGGUAAUACGAUGGAUUGAAGAACAUGGUGAAACGUUCUUGAAGAAGCACACUGGUGUAGGAAAGUCCUUAGUGAAAGCAGAAGCUUUGUUAAGAAGACAUGAAGAAUUUGAGAACAUUGCACAGAACACGUACACAAAUGCAGCCAAGCUUCUUGAAGCAGCAAGACAAUUAGCACAAUCCGGGGAAUGCAACCCUGAUGAAAUUCAAAAACGUGUGGAUUACUUUGAAAAAAGGGUCCAAGAGUUCAUUGCGCGUGUCAAUCGGAGGAAAGGACUGYUAAAAUUGGCUGUCAACUUUUAUUCUCGCACUCAAAAGCUAACCGAGCUUGUAGAACAACUAAAAUCGCAACUGGAACUUGAAGAAGUUUCCGAUAACCCUGAUAAUAUAGCAACUGUUCUAACAAACCUUAAGCAUCAAGGAGAAGCAACGUUAGAUUCGAUUCAUACAGCUAUCGAUGAGGGAGAAACAAUCGUCGAGGAACUAAAACUUGCUAGCUCUGAUGGGGUCGAUUCAAGCUCACUCCAUCAUGUCGAAAAAGUCAUCAAAGAAUUGGAUCGUGUCCGUCGCGCUAUUGAACACUCGUGGUCACGGAGAAGACAUCAGUUAGAAUUAUGGCUGCAACUCCGAGAAUUCGAGCGAGCAGCUAAGCAGCUUAAAGAUCGCCUGGAGUCAUGUGAAGGAUUACUUGAUAAAAAUCUUGUCGCGAAYGACCUUCCUCGCGCUAAACAAGCCCUAGCACACCAUGAAGACAGUGUAAAGGACAUUGAACAUGCGGCACUGACGACGUUUUGUCGAGGCGAAGAACUUAUUGAUUAUUUAAAACAAUCUGAAAUCGAGUUAAGGGUUCGGGAUCCCUUAUCUGGUGAUAAUAUAGACGCUCAAACCCAUGUGUAUAAUUUAUUGGAAGUAUUACAUAGAAAGAGAAGAGACCUUCGGGACUCGGCAGAAGAAAGAAAAAUCAAAUUGGAGCAAAAUUUAUUAUUAAGACAGUUGGAAAGCGAUGCUAAACAGGUGAUUGGUUGGGUACGCAAUGGAGAAGCCAUGUUGUAUGCAUCUACAGACCUGGGAAGCUCACUAGUUGAGGUGGAAGCUUUGCUUCGUGAACAUGAAGAAUUUCAAAGGGCGAUUGAGAAAACCUGUCAGAGUGCUAACGAGGUUCGCCAACGAGCAGAUAAACUAAUCAAGGAUGGUCAUUACGAUCCAGAGGCCAUCUGGAAUUGCGCCGAGCUGAUGACAAGGAGAUGGCAGCAGUUGAUGGAGAGAGCAGAAACCAGGAAGGCUACCAUUACAUCAUCUUUCAAUUUCUUCACUGCUGCCGAACAGGUUGGUACUUUGAUGGAAAGACUUCAACGUGAAUAYAAACUAGAAGAAGGCGAUCCAUGCAGCAAGUUAAUCGAAACAGAAACCAUCAAACGUUUAGAAGCCAUGAAAAUCAUCAUUCAAACCUACGAUGAAGAUCGGGAAUCUAUUGUCCAUGGGUUUGGCGAAGUGAAGUACACUGCGGAUACUUAUAUCAAUAGAGUUACUCCAUCUAACGUACAGGGCGGUCUUGUGGAUAGCUGCUUGGAUAGGGUUGAGAAUCAAGUUAAAGACGUGAUGGAUAAUCUCAAACUGCAAGAACAACUCGUCAUGGAGCAGUGGGGAGUUCGUAAAACAAUGGCUGAACAUUGUGUACAAUACUUAGAACUAGAGCAAAGUGCUAACGAGGCACUUGAAUGGAUUCACGAAAAUGGCGAGUUUUACUUGUCUUCGCAUACCACAGAAGGUGAUAGCGAAGCUGAGACUCGUCGACUCCUUAAAGAACAUCACGAGUUCAAGGAAGCUGCAGAGGUACAAAAGUUGGAGAUUCGUGAAAAAGUGCGCCAAAUGCUGCAGCAGGCUGAGUGCCUGGUUACCAAAACCUGUUUCCAUGGCGAUGGUAUCAGACAGUGGGCAACCGCUGUAGAAAAGCGAUAUAAAGACUUUUCAAGUCGUAUGAACAAAUACCGUGUAAGACUGGAGACUAAGCUUGGUUACCCAACUAUAGACCAAGAUGAUGACAAUGAAUGGCCGAGUUUACAAUCGUUACAAACACAACCUCACGAACAACAAGCGUUUGCMCUCAGGGAGACGUCCAAGGAUAGUGGAAUYCAUGAAAUGACAGAGGAGAAACGUCGAUCAGCCAAGAGAAAAGAAUUUAUAAUGAAUGAAUUAUUGCAGACAGAGAGAACUUACGUUGCAGAUCUAAAAUGCGUGAUAGAUAACUAUCUAAGUGCGAUGAAAAAUAAUCCCGAUGUACCGGGUGGACUCCUUGGCAAAGAUCAUGUCAUAUUUGGUAACAUAAAGGACAUUUAUCAAUUCCACAAUGACACAUUUCUACAAGAAAUGGAGAAAUACGAGACUCAUCCUGAGGAUGUUGGUGAAGCAUUCAUUGAAUGGGGGGAUACUUUUGUAACAAUGUACGUAGCCUACUGUAAAAACAAACCAUUUUCUAACUCACUUCUUAUUGAACAUGGCGGCAACUUUUUCUCGGAUUUACAAGCUUCAUACGGUCAUGGGUUAUCAAUAUCAGCAUAUCUUAUUAAACCAGUCCAACGGAUUACAAAAUAUCAGCUGCUACUAAAGGACCUAAUGACAUGUUGCGAUGUAUCGGAGACAAGUUUACAGUCUGGUUUGGACGUUAUGUUGAGUGUGCCAAGACGAGCGAAYGAUGCUAUGUACGUUAAUAUGCUUCAUGGAAUCGAUGAAAAUUUGGACAACUUUGGCAGGAUAAUUCUACAGGAUGCAUUCUUAGUGUUUGACCCAAAGCUUUUACGGCGGAAAGGCAAAGAUCGCCACAUGUUUCUGUUCGAACAAGCUUUAAUCUUUAGCAAAGAAACCAAGGAUAAUGAAGGCAAAGUGAAAUAUCUCUACAAGUACAAAUUAAAAACGGCUGAGUUGGGAAUUACUGAGCACAUCGCUGAAGACCCUUGUAAGUUUGCAGUAUGGACAGGGAAGCCUCCUCAGUCUGAGGAUAAACGAAUUAUCAAGGCUGGUAACAUCGAGGUAAAACAACUAUGGGUGAAAGAACUACGAGAACUAAUUCAACAAUUCCAGUUUGGAAUACUCAAGGAAAGAAGUAAUUCUAUGAUGAGUUCUACAAGUUCAGUUGGAUCCAUGAACAGCUCGUCUAUGUCAACAUCAGGAAAAACCAGGGAAGAGAAAGCCGCUGACCGGGAAAGCGGAGUCAUUGAAGAUGAUAACAUCUCAGGAGAGUAUGACAUUCCAGAAGGAGGAAAGGUAUUGGACUAUGCUCAGAACGACGUGUGGUUAGUCACUGAGAACUACAAAGCAUGCAAUGACGAAGAGAUCUCGCUCAAGAAAGGACAGCACGUAGAGGUACUCGUUAAAACGCACGGUAGCUCAAGAUGGCGAGUUCGAGUUGUCAACAACGAUGGAACCGUCCCUGCAGAAGGCUGGGUACCGUUCACUGCAAUCCGUAAAACCGACGACAGAGACAACAGAAAGAAACGCAACUCAGACAUCUCGCAUUCCAGUAGUGAAGAUUCCGUAUCGUUGUCAUCAUCAGAAAGUCCCACUGCAUCAUGGUACUCAGGAGCUCCACCUCAGUCUGCCAAUGGUGGUUCACCUCCCGUKAGACGACGCUCAAAACCAUCGACACAGUUCGGCUCACUUCGCAUGAGAUCGUGGAGUAGGAACUCGAUGAAGAAGAUGAUCAACAAACCAGGCCAACCACCGUCACCAGGACCAAAUCCAGCAAGAUCCAAGAAGAUAUCUGGUGGAGGAUCAAAAAAACUACAGCAGAUGCUUGGAGCAAGCGAGAGUGACAUCGAUUUGCUACUCCGUCCUGCCGAAAUCGUCCAUACAGCGGCUUCUCAAAGAAGUAUACCAGAAGAGUGCUCAGAGGAUCUUAACGAACAAGAACCAGGUGAUACUACCCAAGAGGUUGGUGAAAUUAAAAUCUUUCCUAUAAGCGACGAUGAAGACSAUGAUGACCUAGACGAUGAACCCUUCCAUGGCGAACGCGGACAAGGAGAAGGACAAGAAGACAAAGAAUCGUGUGAAGACGAAGAUAACGAACAGGAUACUGAUACUCUUGGGAAAAAGAAGGAAGAUCCUGAAGCUAUUGCCUUAAAAAAGAGAACAUUUGUUCUAAAAGAACUAAUUCAAACAGAGCAAGAUUACGUGGUUAGCUUGGGCGAAGCUGUCGAUGGCUAUCUGACUGCAUUCAGCAAACCAGAACUCCCAGAUGAAUUGAAGGGCAAAGAAAGAACAGUGUUUGGUAACAUCAAACAGAUUUACGAAUGGCAUAAAACGGUGUUUUGUAAGGAACUAGAAAAAUGUGAAGAUGCCCCAGAAAAAGUAGCGUCCGUGUUCUUGAAAGCCGAGCGACGCCUACAGAUGUACGUCAUCUAUUGCCAAAACAAACCCAAGUCCACCGCCCUUGUUCAUGAAUUCAAGGACACUCAUUUCCUUGAUAUGAAGGAACAACUGGGUUAUCGGUUCGCUAUCGAGGACUAUUUGAUCAAACCUGUACAACGAAUCAUGAAAUACCAACUACUGCUCAAGGACUUUGUCAAAUAUACUGAGAAAGCAGGACUGGAUAUCGGGGAACUAAAGAAAGCGUUACAGUUAAUGUACGUAGUUCCCAAGAAAGCUAAUGACAUGAUGAACGUCGGUAUGCUGGAGGGAUAUACAGGGAAGAUUACAGCUCAAGGCAAUCUCAUAAUGCAGGACACCGUUUUUGUAGCAGACGUCAARUGCAAGACGAAACUCGUUAAACGAAGAGUAUUCUUGUUUGAACAACUCGUAAUCUUUAGUGAACCAUUUGAAAGGAAGAAGGACUGGACAGUUUACAUCUAUAGACAUAGUAUUAAGACGAACCAUAUGGGCCACACUGAUGGCGUUGACGAUGACCCUACCAAGUUUGCUAUUUGGACAAGCGAGGGCAAUGAGUCCGAGAUCUUUCUAAUCAGCGCCAGCUCUGAGGAGGCUAAGAACGAAUGGGUCAACGCAUUGAAGACCGUCCUAGCAUCCCAGAAUGCUUUUGCAAUGGCACCUUCGGAAGAAAUUGACCAGGCAAUAAUGGAAUGCAAUCAAGGUUUGAACUUAAAAUGUAAACACGUUAUAAACAUUGAAACUAAACAUUAAGCRCUGUGAAAUAUAAUUUAAUUUUGCAGCGUGAUAACGACUCGUUUAAAACUUUAUUAAUUUAACAAUUUGAGUUCACGAGCUAAUAUUA